This is a messenger RNA of Helianthus annuus (common sunflower), 2121 nucleotides long. Its product is annotated as zinc finger MYM-type protein 1-like. The record is from RefSeq and is a predicted model, not a curated record. The coding region runs from base 1 to 2121 and encodes 706 amino acids. NCBI's taxonomy places the organism in Eukaryota, Viridiplantae, Streptophyta, Magnoliopsida, Asterales, Asteraceae. Gene Ontology annotation, molecular function: protein dimerization activity. The transcript is spliced from 3 exons.
AUGGCUCCUAAACAAGCUUCCGGAUGGCAAAAACGUCAAAAAAGGGAACGAGUGGAUGAAUUGGUGAAGUCUCAAGCCGGUGCUAUGCAAAAGUUUUUGGCCCCUAAUCCACCUACAGUUAAUGUUGAAAAUCAACAAGAAGACUUUGAAGUAGAAUUAGAAGUAGAACAAGAACAAGAACAAGAACAAGAACAACAACAAGAACGUGUGGAAGUAGAAGACGAGGAGGAACGUGUGGAAGUAGAAGACGUUGCUAAGCAACAAGAAAAUGUUGAAAAGCAACAAGAACGUGUGGACAUAUUUGAUCCAAGAAGGUGGGAAGGACUUAAUGCGCAUGAGCUUAAGGUAUUGGUAGCGAAAGGUCCUAAAAGAGAUACUAGUAUAGAGUUUGGUCCACUUAAUCAAUAUAAUAGACGAUUUUCGGCAACUAUUUAUACAAGAACAUUAUCAAAUUUGGAGAAGUGUGACAGAGAAUGGCUAGUAUAUUCAAAAGAGCUAGAUAAGAUGUUUUGUUUUUGUUGUAAAGUGUUUAGAACUGGGGCUCCUAAAGGUAAUGGAAAUUUCUUGGGUAUCAUAGAGAUGUUGGAAAAGUUUGAUCCGGUCAUCAAAGAGCAUGUGCGGCAGAUCAUUAGUGGAGAUCUUCAUGUGCAUUAUCUUGGACGCAACAUCCAAAAUGAGAUUAUACUUUUGCUUGCUGAUGAAAUUAAAAAAGAACUCAUCAAGAACAUAAAAGAAGCAAAGUACUACUUAAUCAUACUAGAUUGUACACCCGAUUCAAGUCACCAAGAACAGAUGACGAUCAUAGUGAGGUAUGUAAAGAUAUCAUCUAAUUCUGUUAUUGUUGAGGAGUCUUUUUUGGGGUUUUUGAAUGCUAAUGAUACCACUGGGAAAGGGCUAUUUGAGGUUACUUGUGCGGAGUUAAAAUCUCUUGGUCUUGAAAUUGGUGACAUGCGUGGCCAAGGGUAUGACAAUGGGGCAAACAUGAAAGGGUCACGCCAAGGAGUCCAAACUAGAUUUUUAAAAGAAAAUCCUAAAGCAUUUUACACUCCUUGUGGUAGUCAUUCACUUAACCUUAUAUUAUGUGAUAUGGCAAAUAGUUGUGUUAAAGGAAAGAGGUUUUUUGGACACAUCCAACGUAUUUAUACUAUUUUUGGAAAUUCUGCUAAUCGUUGGCAAAUUUUGAAAGACAAUGUGAAAGGUUGGAGUCUUAAGCCUUUGUCUCAGACUCGUUGGGAAAGUCGUUUUGAGAGUGUUAAGGCUAUCAAAUUGCAACUUGCCGAUUUACGGGAAGCUUUGCUUCAAGUCGGAGAAACAGAUAACGAUGCUGCAAUUGCAGAUGAAGCAAUAUCUUUAGCAGAAAGAGAACUUAGUGAAUUUGAUUUUUUGUUAUCAAUUGUCAUAUGGUAUGAAGUGUUAAAUCAGGUGAAUCUUGUGAGCAAAAAAUUAGAAGCAAAGGAUAUGCAUCUUGAAAUUGCUAUUCAAGAAAUAAACAAUUUGAUUAAGUACUUUAAGGAGUAUAGAGAAAAUGGCUUUUCAAAAGCGAUUGAUGAAGCUAGAGAGAUUGCAAGUGAAAUGGAUAUUGAUCCGAUAUUUAUACAAAAACGUAUAAUUAAAAGGAAAAAAAGAAAUGAUGAGAGUUCAAGUAGCGAAGAAGUUGCAUUUACAGUUGAAGAGAAUUUCAGAUUGAGGAAUAUUAAAGAUGAAGAUCUCAAGUCGUCUUGUUAUCGUCUUGAAGAUGCACUCAAGUUUGAAGGGAGCUCAGAUAUUGAUGCCGAGGCACUAUAUAUGGAGCUUAAUUUAUUUCGUGCAUCACUAACCAAUAAAUUUAGCGACCCUGUAGAUGUUUUGGAGCAUAUGAAAGAAGAUGAUUAUUUCCCAGAAGCAUGCAUUGCAUAUAGAAUAUUGUUAACUAUUCCAGUCACUAUGGCAUCUGCAGAAAGAAGUUUUUCAAAGUUGAAGUUGUUAAAAUCUUACUUACGAUCUACAAUGUCUCAAGAUAGACUUAGUGGGUUGGCGAUGAUAGCUAUCAAGAACGAAGUCUUAGAUAAUAUAAAUUGUGAAGAGUUGAUCCAACAAUUUGCUAUGAAGAACGCAAGGAGGGCUGCACGAAUCAUUGGUUAG